Messenger RNA from Thalassophryne amazonica, 2202 nucleotides. It is a transcript of the gene stx4, whose product is annotated as syntaxin 4. Gene Ontology annotation, biological process: intracellular protein transport; exocytosis; vesicle fusion. The transcript is spliced from 10 exons. Lineage: Eukaryota; Metazoa; Chordata; Actinopteri; Batrachoidiformes; Batrachoididae. Gene Ontology annotation, molecular function: SNARE binding; SNAP receptor activity. The record is from RefSeq and is a predicted model, not a curated record. Bases 132 to 986 code for a protein of 284 amino acids. Gene Ontology annotation, cellular component: endomembrane system; plasma membrane; SNARE complex.
GUAACUUGGUGAAUGACCCCCGAGGAAAGCUACCAGUUUUGGUUUUGGGGAACUUUGAGUGUUUUCAAACGCUGGCAUACUGUUUUUGACACUUUGGAACUCACUUAACCUUCUGUUUUGCUUACGUUAAAAUGCGGGACCGAACUAAAGAAUUGGGAAAUAAUGCUGAGUGUUCAGAUGAAGAUGAAGAGGGUAAAGCACUAAUGAUCAAACCGGGGACCUCUUCUGGAAAAGAGGAGAAAGAAAAUGAAGCCUUCUUCAAAAAGGUCCAUGAAAUUCAUGAGGGGCUGCAAAGUCUCAAAAAAAUGGUGUCUGACCUUGAGAACAAACAGAAAACUGUACUGGGUGUGGCACUACCGGAAGAAAGCAUGAAGAAAGAGCUCCAGACUCUUCGAGACGAGAUAAAAACUGUAGCAAGCCAGAUCCAUAGAAAACUGAAGAGCAUUGAGCCGAAGAAGGGAGAGGAUGAUGGCAAAUAUAUAUCCAUAAACAUUAGGAUGCAGCGGACACAGCAUGGUGUGUUGUCCAAGGAGUUUGUGGAGUUGAUGGGCCACUGUAACAACAUCCAGGCCCAAUACAGAGAUCGGAACGUGGAGAGAAUACAGAGGCAGCUCAAAAUUACUGGGACAAAUGUAACGGAUGAGGAGCUGGACGUUAUGCUGGAGAGCGGGCAGACGGAUGUUUUCACACAGAAUAUCUUGAUUGAUGCUAAAGCCACAAGGCAGGCACUGAAUGAGAUCGAAUCCCGCCGCGAUGAGAUCUUGAAACUUGAGCGAAGCAUACGAGACCUGCACGACAUGUUCCAGUACCUCGCCAUGGAGGUGGAGGCUCAGGGGGAGAUAGUUGACAGGAUAGAAGCCAACAUCAAGCAGUCAACAGACUAUGUGGACAAGGCAAAGCAAGAGACAGGGAAAGCAGUCACCUAUCAACAGAAAGCACGCAAGGUACAAAAAAAAUUUGGAUUGCAGUAUGUUUGGCCAUCCUGAUCCUCAUCAUAGUCAUCGCGCUGAUUUCAGUCUUUGGCGUCUGACACUCCGCAGUGCGACUUGGCUGUAGAUUGCUGACGUGAUCAGAUCCCCCUCGACUGUAUUGUAUGGCUCCAUUUUCAUUGCGCAGUAAAUUCAGUUAAGGGGAACUUUGCUGUUUCAAGCUGCCUUACUCGUGUUUCAUAUUUGCAUUGUAACCCCCUGUUCUAACAGGUCAUUCUUGAGAUGUGGCCUUCACUGUUGAGACAUUCUAACUCGUACACAAAGAGCAGCAUGCCUCUACAAGUAGACUAAUAAUUACAAUCUUGCCCGCAUUUACACUAGUCAAGCAAUAAUACUGUUGACUCUGGUCAGGACAAAUCGUGAACUGUUACAUUGGUGCACCCUCCUGCCAACAACCCACAAAAAAAUAAAGGGGGCGGGGGGUCCUUGAGAAAAAAAAAAACAAUGCAGUAUUGUAGAGUCAACACUGGUGGUUAUAUGCUGUUCUCAGGAAAACUGUGCAUUGAUUGUUAUACUGUUGUUUAUGAAAUAAUCAGAACAAUUUUCUACAUUAGGGUUGUCAUUUAUAGGCAUAUGGACUAAUUAUUGUACAUAAGUAGUGUUGAAAAACUAUGCAGAUUAUUUUUAGAAGUUGAAAUGUUUCAUAAUGCACACAUGUAACUGCAGUUGUAAAUGUUUUUUUGUUUUGUUUUUUUGCGCAUCUACCCCUUGCUGUUGUUGGGGGGGCGGUGUAAGCACUGCAGUGACAGGCCCAAGGUCCCCACAUGCAGUUUAGCUUUUGAACAUGGUUGUCCUACCUUUUACACAAUUACAAUGUACAGCUCAUGUUGAGAUUAUCGUGUGCAUUAACACUGCCAGAUAUGUUUGGAAUUAAUUGUUUAUUCAGUUGUUUUUUGUUGCCAGUUUAACUGAUGUCUUUUGCCUUUCACUUUAAAUGUAACUGAACGAUUCCCGCAGCAAAAUCGUUAAAAUUGACCACUCUUUCACAUAAAGGCUUGCAGCGCUAUACCACAGUAUGACGAGUCUGUAAAGAAAAAAAAAAAAACGGUCAACUCGCCCAUCCAGUUUUCUCUGGCAGGCUGAUGAAAAUGAGGGAGCAAGAGGACAGAGCAGUGUUGAAUUUUGCUACUGUGUAAUUCUAUGGCUGUUGAAUUUAGAAAACUGAACACAUUUAUUUCAAGAUUGUUUUAAAAUAAAAUUUACCAUGUUGUAA